This is a messenger RNA of Eubalaena glacialis (North Atlantic right whale), 1149 nucleotides long. It is a transcript of the gene SPMAP2, whose product is annotated as sperm microtubule associated protein 2. The record is from RefSeq and is a predicted model, not a curated record. Bases 1 to 1149 code for a protein of 382 amino acids. The transcript has 9 exons. NCBI's taxonomy places the organism in Eukaryota, Metazoa, Chordata, Mammalia, Artiodactyla, Balaenidae. Gene Ontology annotation, biological process: spermatogenesis.
AUGGGGGACCACCAGCAAAGCUCGCUCUACAGCCACCGCAUGUCGGAGGCCGAGGACCAGCCAGAAAGGGGGCAGGAUGACGACACCCUGGGCCUCCAGGGCCCCAAGUAUGAGAAACGAGGGUCCAGGGACCCCAAAUACCAGGGUCUGGACGAUGGGGACCUGGGAUUGGAAGACCAAGAGGAGGAAACUUCCUCUGAGGAGGUGACUGGGGAAGAAUUCGUGGACGCCCAGAACCCGAAGGAGGCCCUCGCGGAGCUGGAGAGGGUUCUGGAGAAAGACGCGGAGGAGGGCAUGCCUGAGAUGAGCCGGCUGUCCAUCUCCCAGAGGAGCCCCGGCACCUCCGUGGGCUGGGAGAGGAGGAAGAAGAGGCGGCUGUUUGAGUUGGCGAAACCCAAGACCAACUGGCAAGUCUUGAAAGACAGGAUGGGGUGCUGCUGCAGGGGCUACGCCUGGAUCUCCCCCCGCAUGAGGAACCUGCAGUUCUGUGUCUACUGGCCAUCUGUGUACUGGACAGAGAGGUUUCUUGAGGAUACCACCCUCACCAUUACGGUGCCCGAGGUGUCCCGCCGGUUGGAGGAGCUGGCCCGACCUAAGAGGUUCUACUCGGAGUAUUACAACAACAACAGGACCACCCCCAUCUGGCCCAUUCCCCGGUCCACCUUGGAAUACCGAGCAUCCAGCCGCCUGCGGGAACUGGCCACCCCGAAGGUCCGGAAUAACAUCUGGAGCGUACACAUGUCUGAGGUGUCCCAAGUGUCCAGGGCAGCCCGGAUGGCCACCCCCAGUACGAGGAUCAUCCAGCUGGCAAAGCCCAGGGCUCCAGCCACCCUGCUGGAAGAGUGGGACCCCAUGCCAAAACCCAAGCCACACGUGUCAGACUAUAACCGCCUCCUUCACCUGGCCAUGCCCAAGGCCCAGUCGGACAAGUGUGUUGCUGACCGAGACCCGCGCUGGGAAGUGCUGGAGGUCACCAAGAAGGCGGUGGCCAGUCCCCGCAUCGUCUCCCUGGCCAAACCCAAAGUGCGGAGGGACCUGAGCGAGGGCUACAACCUGCGUCCCCUCGCCUAUACGAGCUUGCCACCCCCAAGAACGUCACCAAAAAAGCAUGAGCAGCCCAGGCCUGGCCCCUCAGCCUGUUCCCAGUAA